ACAAAAUGUUGCCGACACCUGGAGAUGUGGCUUAUAGUCAGUGCGGUUUGUAUUCGUGAAAUUGCUGUAAUAAGGACAGCUUCCAACACACAUUCUUUUAAUACAAUAUUGCUUAAAUAUAGACUGUUUAUUUUUUGAAAGAGCAUCUAAAAUGGGAAAUUUUAAAUGAUAGUUGCCACAAGUUACCUCUGACUGCACUCUCAGAAAAGCAGAACUAACUACUGUGGAAAUACGUUGUACAUUUUUCUCUAAAACGAUAAUAGUUUCCUGGUCAGGAAGUGGCAGUGCAAUAGCUUACAAAAGAUGUUCUGAAAAGCUUCUAGACGAUGUCCUUGAAAAAUGAGGAACUGUCUAAAACCAAAAUUUGCACAGAUUAUUUUACAUGUGCUGACUAUCUCAAGAGUAGAGACCCCUGCUUCUACCCAGCUUACCCAGGGAUGCAGCUCUGGGGGAGGCUGGUGUGCAGGUCUUUAGUUUAUUUGUGAAAUGUCUGGUGCUCAGCUUCCUCACUUCCUUAGUCCUGUUCAUCCUUUCUCUUCCAGACAUAUUCAACCAGAGAUGCACUCUGUCCUAGAAGCAUCACUGAGGAGAUGCAGCACUUGCCACACACAGACUGGUUGCUUGGUCCCCUUGUAUCUAAUACCCCUGCAUGAAGUCCCAGAAUUCCCUUUCCAUUGUGCUGGCAGGCUGUUAAAGACAUCUCCCUUUAAUUUAAAGGCUCACAUUGAUGGAGAACUCAGUCCCUUGGCAAUCAGGCUGAUUGCUCUCUCUCUGAAAAAUCUGCAUUGUAUUUCUACAUUGAUUCUCGGUGACUUCAAUUUCCAGUCCCUGGGUAUUACAUCCUUUCCUAUUAAGAAGUCCUCUAAUACCUCUUCUCCCUGGGCAGUCAUUUAAUCAGGUUAUUUGUGACAUACUAAAUAGGCUGGCAGCCUUAUUUAGGCCCCACAAUGCAGCUGGUCCCAGCCUUGACCCUGCUCCUCCUGUAGUUCUUUGAUUUCAAGAUAAUAUCUGGUUCCUAUUUGUCCAAGACUAGAGCAAAGAAUGAUGUCACCAUUGUUACAAGAGGAACAGAGUGGGAUAGCCAGGAAGUCCCCCACCAGCUUUCAUGUGAAGAUUCCAGGCUUUUCAGGUUUUUGUUUUUUGUUGGUUGUUGGUUUGGUUUUUUUUGGUUUUUUUUUUUGUUUAUUUGGGCUGGGUUCUUUUAGGUGGGAGAGAGACUUGGGUGUUUUGUGAAUACAGAUCUAUUUAACUGAUACAAGAGCAGAUGAGAACUCUGAUUUCCACAAGGGCAACCUGUGAAUGCUGUUGUAGGUGCUUGUGUAGUCCAGAACAAUCCUCAGGGAAGAACUACACCCCUGACCUUGCCACAGAUAGAAUGUGAAGAGUUCAUUUGGGAUCAUCACUAUUACUGUUCUGACCACAAUGCUGCUGAUAUCCUGGGACAUUUUUCUGGUGUUGUGUAUAAAGCCAAAGUCUUGAAGAAAGGCAUCCUUCAGGAAUAGCAGAUCUCUGGAACUGGAAAGGUAGGACAGCUUUUUCAUAUACCUAAUGGAAAGCCUAUAUUUGGCUCAGGCUGCUUGAAUACUAGCCUAACCCACUCUCCCCAAAAGUGCCUCAAGACAUCUCUAUUUUCUCCUGAAGUCAACAGUUUGAGGCUCUGUUGACAAGGCUCACCAUCAUGCUAUGUUGAUGUGGGGUUUGGGGCCAGGGUCUGCAGCAGCAGGAUCAGGAUGUUCUUACAAACAUGGACCAGCUUGCUAAGAAUACCAUGCCCCCUUGUUACAACCUGCAAUGGUACAGCAGACUCCAGAUUUCUUUCCCUGUGGGCUUACCUGCACCCGCUUUAUCCACAUUCAACCUCUCUGACUUUCCUAAAACUUCCAGAAUGACCUUUUAACUGAGGUAUGCUCCAAUUCUUCCUCCAGCAGUGACAUCCUCUCUGCCCCAUGGAACCAACCUCUGGUGUCUCUAAAUCAGCAUGUCCCCCCAUUCCUACUCAGUUUCACUCAGAUUCUCUCAGGGUUAUCUUGCAAACAGGCUUUGUGCAGUCUGACCCUCUGUCCCUGAAUGCAAAACCAUCCCUGCUCCUAGCAGGACAGCUCACACCGUGCUCACUGAAGGACCAAAACACUUCAAAAGAGGGUGAGCUGGAGAGAGCCCCUGACCUCAUAUGGGGAGAAAGAGCAGGCAGGAGGCAUGGGCGUGGGAAACAUUCAACCUUCAUGCUCAGAGCCCUGGUGCAGGCAUUCUUCCAGACACAGCUGGUCCUGGCUUGGUUUCCCCGCUGAGUAUAGAGAAAGGCCUUCCUCAUCAUUUUUCCAAUGGUCAGACCAUAUGAACAGUAUGUUGUUUGAGCAUGGCUUGCCUGGUUCCAGGGUCAGGCUAAUCUCAGUGCCCCAGUCCAGGGAAAGUCCAGGCCCACCAGGUUGAUAAUUCUUCCUAACUGGAGCCAGUGGUUGCCCAGUCUCUCUUUCCCUGUGCCCCUUUUUCCUUCUUUGGCCAUUGCUGGUGGCAGUGACCUGCAGCCUUCCUUGAUCCAAGAGGGCAGGCUCCCUGUCAGUCUACCGAGCCAGCAUGGAAGAAGGCUUGGCUCCACUCAUUCUGGAUGAGCCAAGUCAGAGAUAGGUGUUACUGCCAUCCCCAGCUACUCCAGCCCCUUACACAGUCACAGACAUUAAUAAAUGGCCUGGAUACUGCCUGAGGGAAAGUUUUCAUGCCUAAUUCAAUGUCGCUAAAACCAGCAGUUGUUGUUGAUGUGUCCAUCUUUUCUGCAACUGCUGAUAUCAGACCUCCCACUUUGGACAAGUCUCUGUGGGACAAGACUGCCACACAAGGCAGUGUGGCUACUCACUUCCUCAUUAGUAGAUGGUGUUAAUGCACAACAAAACAAAUCCAAAUCAAAGAAAAAGAUGGGUUUUUUUCAUACAUAUAUCCAAGAGCCUUGUAUUCAGAUCUCUGUUACUUAUCCCAAUUAAACCGAUCUACAGAUGACAGACAAUGAAAAAUAAUCAGACAGGAACUGACUUACGAGUCACAGACCCUGUAAAUUAAGAGAAAGCCCUCUGUUUACUGACUGGCAUUCUUGCAGGUUUGCAGAGUUUAGCAGUGUGGUCCUAGAGCUGAGGUUGAGCAGACACAUCAAGCUAUUGGAGGUGAUUUACCAUUUGACACUAAUUCCAUCUAAAGGAAAUGAUAGGACGGAAACUGCAUUUAUGUCAACAGGAAUUCACCUUCAGCUCAGCUCCAAAUGCUUUUCUGAAAGAUACAGUUCCCAUUCCACUCCUGGGAGGCCAGGGGAGGAAAAUUAACUCCUUUGCUUCUGAAUUAAUCUCAAAAAUGUCUCAGCUUCUGUGCCAAUCUCUGCCUGCACCAAGGUCCUGUCCAAGGUCUCCUGGCCACAUUUAUCAACCUCAAGAGGAAUGCACAGGGCACACAGUGUCCUGGAAUCUCAGCCCAGUCCAGAGCAGAGGUGUAGCUUAUAGGCUCUGAGUUAAUCUCAGCUCCACCUUUUCCAUGGUACCCUGCUGGUUUGAAAAGAAACGUCCAUUCCCACAGGAAAGAAAAAUGUGUUCCCAGCUCUUCAGUGGCACAGCUGCUUCCCUAAGCUUUCAUGCAUAUGUAUUGGUUCUUUGGCUUUCUGGAUGAUGCCUUCAUACCAGUAAGCAGCCGUUGACAAGUGAGUGUGUAUCCCAAGUUAUUUGGUGAAAGUGGAAGUGUCCCAAGGUUGCCAUUCUCCUCUUCCCCUGGCUCACUGUGCUUGCAUGAUGAUGCUGGGGUUCCGAGCAAGGAGGAGGAGAAGAGCAACCUCCCUGAGUGUUCAGGGAAUUUUUUCUCACACCUCAGGGUUAAUUUUAAAUUUUCCCAGCUCUUUCCAUCUCACACAGAAAAUCUGCAGGGCCUCACUUUACCUCAUUGCAUUACUCUCUUGGUGAUGGGUCUUCCCCGGCAGCUUGUAACAAAGCAAUCCUGUUCUGUGGGGGAAAGUUCUUUCAUUCUGAGACAGCUGCUCACUGAUCUCUGCUCAAACUCUGACAUCCCAUUGUCUCAGAGAGAUCAGCAGGCUGAAGAAACAGAAAUAAAUGGGAAGACCUGAUCACUGAAGCUGCUUGGGAGGUUGGAGAGGGUCAGCUUCAGAGGUCUGUUCCACUUUGCAUCUCCGCUCCCACUGCCAGAGAUAACUCCUUGCUUUUGAGCUUUCACCCUCAGACAGAGCCCAGAAAAGCCAAUUUGAAGGACUGCAGGACAGUACUACUGACACACAGCUUCCCACUCUACCAGUCUUAUACAGAAGAUACAUCUUUGAGCCAGAGCAGGAACUCUGGUUAUGGGCCCAGGGGGAAGUGAUGGAGUUUGUCUGCACCUAGGGCACAUACUGCAAAAUGAGGUACUACUAAAUGUGCUGGAAAACCAAGAUAGGCCCAGAGGGAGAUCAGAGUUAACACACAGCUUGACCCUUUUCCAUACCCUGCACACAGCAUGUGUUAGAACAGCUCCCCUGACGCACUGCAGCAGCUCUGUUUAAUGGCAGCACAAUCCAAAGCACUCUCACUUGCUCUGGCUGUGUUUUGCUCAUGGAAAACAGGAAAAAAAUUAAUCAAGGUACCUGAAAGAGCUCAUUUCACAGCAAUAUAUUUUGCCAUUGCAACAGAACAUCUUCUACAGAAAAUUCCCAAGCAGUGUCUCUAGCAUGGCUAAAUUCAUUCUGCCAGUCUACAACAGCCAGCUGCACUUGCUCUUUCCAAGAGAAUUGAAGAAAACUCACAAGACCUAAAGACAAAGUAAAAAGGCAUCCCAUUGUUCCCUGUCCCACCACUGCUCAUCUCACGCAGUGCUCUGAAGCAGGGAGGCUUAGUGGCAUUUCUGGAUCCUUUUAUAAAACUUAAGCACAGCUAUUCCAUCCCUGUUAACUACAUGGUUUUCUUCAUAGGCACUGACAAAGCGGGGGCUGUUCAUAACUGCACUUUCAGGUGGAGCUGUUUAAGAGAAGUCCCUUUUGUGUGCAGACAAGGGCUUUGAAGCUUUGACUUCGUGCCUGUGAUCAAAAACUUCCUCAGCCUUUCAGCAGGAUUGGAAGGACAGGGAUUCCAAUUGCUGAGAAACAGCCCUUUUUGCAGUCAGGGAAAAAGUCAUUAAGCCCUGAUUGAUUCCUCACUUGUUUUGCUAUAGAACCACAUUUUUCAGUGAUGGAUUUCAGCAGGUGACAACUGUGUGGCUGUUCAGCCUCUGCCCAAACUACAGGGAAAAGCAGAGUGGCUAGGAAUGGAGGGGGAUUUAAUUUCCUGUCCUCAGCCUGAGCACCAUGUGUGCCUAAAGUAACGAUGGCAAGCAGACAGUUCUGCUUGGUUUGAAUUUUAUUUAGGACCUGAUUUUCUGCUUUCUACAGGACACCAUUCUCCAACACCAUCCUCAUAGCCCAGGGAGCAUUUUGCACAUGCUGGUGCUGCCACCUGUGUAUGAAAGCAGCCCUCCUUCGGAUCAGCCAUUGUUCCUCAUGGAGGUGAAGAAUCAGGAAAGAAUCAGGAAGAAUCCAAGUCUCACCAGCACUGAAUAGCUGGGUACCUGCCAGGCAGAGGAGCUCCAGUGAGUUGUGGAAGGGAUCUUCAAACACAGCUAGAGAGUACAAUUUUUCUCCCCUCACACUGGGAGACCUGCAGCAUGCACUGCAUUGCAGACAAAGGCCUGCAUUGUUGUGCCAGUGCCUCACUGUGUCUUGCACUUGCUUUUUCAUGGCUUGUGUUAGGACUGAUCCCGAAUACCAAAAACCCAGCAUUCAUCUGAUCCUUGAGAGCAGCAAUCCUGAGGCAACCUCUUACUGCUACCCCUACUUUGGCCACCUGGAUGGUUUUUUAGCAGCUCUAACCAUCUGCAGCUUCCCUAAAGGUCACUUUCCAGCGUCCUAAGAACCAUUUAACCAGGCUGGUCUCCAAAGAGGACCUCAGCCAGCUGACUGAGCCAGUAUUUCUGAGCAUCUGGGCUCUUCAGCUGGAGAGGGAAGGGAUGGGAGGUUUGUUCAUAUCAAAAUUAGUAAAACAGCCACAAGGUAAGACAUAGAGGGAUCUUCACAUAUAUCACAGCACCCUGCAAUGCAAUCCAUAAGCCAUCUCUCAUAGCAGCUGACAGUGCUGCUGGCAGAUAAACUAAAUAAUGACACUAUUGUGUCCCCUACCCAUGCCUCAGCCAAGUUAUUUCUUCUUCGUGUCUCUCCUCUAGAAAUGCAAUGUAACCAGAUUGUCCUCAAGCCUCCCAUCAUAUUGGAUGGAAAUUCAGAAGUUAUUGCAGGUAGGAAAACAAAAAAAAAGCAGAUGCAACUACAUGAGCCUCAGUCCCCUUGAAAAGUCAUAGUUCCUUAUGCAGUGGAAGCAAAGGGGAGUGUGGGUGAGCUUCAGAGCACUUGGCAGGAAAGGCAAGUAGACAAAUUCUCUGGUUGGAAGGCAACCUAACAAUUUCUCCCAUGCAUCCUCAUGUUACUGAGUACAUGGACGCAUAUUCCCAAACGUGACUACGACUGCUGACUGAAGGCUCCUUCCCCUUGUACCUCACCAAACUUGUUCAACCACACCCCUGUUCAGAAGGGUAUCAGGUAUCCUGUGGCUUGUCCGGGUGGUUUUCCACUUAAAAAAGCUGGGAUAGCAAGGUGCUCCUCCUGCUGUAGGAAGGUAGAGGAGCAGCUGAGUCCUCAACUGAAUUCUUUAUCCUAGUCCUUCUUCCUCGAACUGUCCUUUCUCUGGACCUCAACAUAUUUUGCUCUUGCAAAGUGCAGAUCUCCAUUAUGGAGUAUCUUGCUCAGACCCUUCAUUAAAGCAACACCAACUAAAUUAGCUCCCUAGAGAUCUGAUGAUAGCUUGGAAAAUGUUAAAAAUAUUUAAAAGGGAAAAAACCACAACUAUUGACAGUGGUAAAUGCGUCUUAAUUAAAACCUUGGAUUGCACAAUUCAAACACACCGCAGUCAUCCUCCAACUCCCUACAAAAGUUAAUGAGAUUUUUUUUUUUCCUUACAGUCCCCCACUAAUCCACAAACUACAAAAAGGGAGUCAGAACUGAAAAGGAAAUGUGAGUGCAGGAUUAGAUACUGAUUGCAUUUACAGGAGUAUAAUGCCAACAGGAUCCCUUGCAGAUCAUGCUGGCAUUGUUCCAGGAAGCAUAGUAGCAGUUUCUGGGCUGUGCUGCAGGCAAAACAAAAAUGUCAGGCCGUAAAUAACUGAAGCAAAAAGUGAUGAUGAAGAAGUCCACCUCAUGUUCCAAAUGAAAAUCAAAUAUCAGGUACGGAGGCUUUUCUGCUCCUUCAGUCCAAAGGAAACUAUAAUUACAUCCUUGAUUUAUGAAUAAUAGCAGUUUGGUUGGAUUUUUUUAUUUUAAAGAGUCCACAGAGCUUCACUGUUGCCAAAGCCUCUUGUAACUCAGGCCAACAGCGAAAGAGAGAAUGUAACUACCCUGCAAAUUCCCUUGCAGAAAACAGAGCAGACUUGGUAUCCCAAGGCUUGCAACAAACAUCCCCUACUCAUGCACAAAACAAAAACAAACAAAAAAACCCCAACAAACACGAGGGUUCUUCAUGUGUGCAAGUCUUUCAAAAUCUAUAUAAUCCAUCUUAAUGCGAAAAGAUCAAAGUUUGAUUGAGACUAGGUCAGGGCUAGCUAUUUGCUUAAAGCAAGUGCUCUGUUUACCCUGGGAUAAUCUGUGAGUGUUUCUGUGCCCAUUUACGCUCAUCCUCCCCCUCUUCAGGAUGCCUGCUCACACACUGGGAAAUUCAGUGAGUGAAAUCUACUCCACAAAGUGCCCCACAUGCCCUGGGCUCUGUAGAGGCUACCUACACUCGCUUUCCAGGGAAAGGGGAUGAAAUUCCUGUCAGUGGCCCUCAGGGAGCUUCAGUGAUGAGACUGAUUCAUUUUCUGGGGUUGGAUGUCAGACAAAACAUCAUGCUGCUCCACUUCUGCAGAUGGAUUUGGGACACAGAGCAGUAUCCCAGGAAGUGACACCUGCUUGGAAUGAAAUCUUGCAAAGGGACAACCAUCACAAUCUCCAACCACCGGUUUAUUCCACAGCACAAAAUUUCCCUAGGAAAAAUAACAGGUAUAUGGACCUCGUGGCCUUAAAAGAGUUUGAUUCUGUUUGGCUCUUACCGGGGAGAGGGGGGGGAUUUUGGUGGGAUUUUUGGUGUCAUGUUCUUUGUGAUUUUUUAAAAAAUAUCACUUAGCACUAUUAAUACUACAGCUCAUUAGUGAGCACUCUGUUACUUCCUAGGAGUAAAGAACUAGAGAAACUUCCUCAACAAAAUCAUAAAAGGAGCACUAGAAAAAGGAAAAGUUGAUAUGGAACAGCUGUAAAUUAUCCAUUUUUAUGGAAAGAAGGGGCAGGGGAAAAAGGCAGGAAAAGAAUGUGUCACCUGAAGACACAUGCUGCUUUUUUGAAAUUGCUGUCUGGCUUUAUUAUAGAAUCAUAGAAUGGUUUGGCAUGAAAAGGGCUUUAAAGGUCACCCAGUUUCAACCCCCCUGCCACGGGCAGGGACACAUUCUACCAGGACAGGUUGCUCAAAGCCCCAUCCAGCCUGGCCUUGAACACAUUCAGGGAUGGUGCAUUCACAAUGUCCCUUGGCAACCUGUGCCAAUGCCUCACCACCCUCACAGUAAAGAAUUUCUUCCCAAUAUCUAAUCUAAAAUUGCCUUCUGUCAGUUUAAAGCCAUUUCCUGUGGAUACCAAAAAUCCCUCUCCUAGUUCUCUUUUAGACCCCCUUUAGGUACUUGAAGGCUGCUAUAGGGUACUCUAAACAUUUUGCCAAUGUUUGCUGAUUUUCUAAAGAUGCCAGCAAAGGGGUUUUUAGUUGUUUUGACCCCUUGAGAAUAUCCUAUUGGUAUUUCUCCCAUGCCUCUAUCUUGGAAUAAAUGAAAACCCAUAAGCCCUUUUAAGUCUCAUCAAGCAAGUUUUGGGGUCCCAUCCACCUCUUUCUUGCACAUUAGAGGACCUGACUAUAGGCUUAGAAAGAUACUUCCCAGAACUUGUCAGUGAGGUUGCAAAUGUAGAGAACAGCUCUUCAGGAGAAAGGGGGGAAGUGAAGACACCUGAUGGCAUCCCUACCUGUGUCACAGCCAUGGGUCAGGCUACCAUGAGAGCUCAAAAAAUAAAAGGAGGGAGAGUAAUUAAAAUCCCCUCAAUAAAGUCCUUCUCAUUCUGUAUCAAUGUUUUCCAUAGGCUUAGCAGUGGCAUGGGAUUCAGCAGCCUGUUCAAGAAGGACUGAUGACCAGUAUGACACAUCAUGCUUGCCACAUUCUUUCUUUGUGGGACAUUUCGAAAGAGGAUUUAUCUAAUCCCUUCCUACAACAAAACUUCAAGAAUAUUUUCCUCCAGCCCCCUUUACACCACCCAUAGUGCCCUGCAUUAGGACUUUACCUGAAGCCAUAAGAUGCCUCUGCUCAAAAAAGGGCAAUGCUGGGGCAAAGUGAAAGGCAGCCAUCACCUUCCUGCUCACCUGAAACAAAUGUACACACAUACAGAGUGAGGUCCACCCCUCUCAGCCCUUCAGUGAGACAACACUUCGUUUCCCCCAAAUCUGUAAGCUGGUUAUUUCAGCUGCACCACAAAGUCUGACCCUUUCCCUGGUCUUUCAAGCUUCUUAGCAUGGGCCAGCACUGCCUACAGAGGAUCUUCUGGAAACCAAGAACUUGCACCGGAGAAUCCAACCACAGAGCUGAAAAACUCUGCAAGCCACAGAGAAGCAAAAUACCCCUCUCCCCCUGUUUCUCUUCUUUCUGGAUAUCACCUGGAAAAAACUCAUCUUCUCUAAUGCAGCCCUUUCCUGUUGUCAUAACCCCUUUUAUAAAUUUAGGGUGUGAUGUUCUCCUCUACCACCAAACCCAAAAUGUUUUCUGUACUGGUUUUGUUCCACACAGCCUGCUUGGGUAGGUAUCCCUAAAACCUCCCUCUCUUACUCAAACCCCACAUCUCCACAUCAGGGGAAGCAAGACACUGGACCCAUCAUCUCUGUCAGGUGACCACACACAGCUGCACAUAUGCAAGCCAAAAGCCACAUCCCCUGGGCUCAUUGCCUAUUUCCUAGGUAUGAAGUUUCCCCAUGAUCCUUAAAGCACAUGACUGUAACUCUCCUCACCCCCACAACCCUUUCCAGUGUUGUAUCACAUGUAUCUGUCCACACUUCUGCCCAGUCCUUGAGGAUCACAAAGCAAAAGUCCCUGUCUCAUGCAAGACUGGUGCUGCUAUCACCAAGCCACAGCUUUGUGACUGGGCUUCAAGGUAUGUGGUCAUCAGCAGGAGACAAAGUCUGCACCAGAGCUGUGAUGAUUCAGGGGGUUUUAGGGUGGUUUUUUUCUUCCUCACCAGCCAAUAAGAGCACUCACAGAGGCACUUCUUCUCUGGCAGGAAGCAGGGCAGUUAUAUCUCUGGCUGCUAGGCUCCUCUUCUGACUCGGUGGAGAUGGCAGUGAGCUUCGCCUGCAGCUUCACUGCACUUUGCUGUUUGGCACUCUGGAACUUCACCAGGACUUCAGGUGUUACAAAUGUACCACCACCCCACUCAACCAUAAGACCCGGAUACCCUGUCCCAGUGAAUACCAACAACCCUGGGGUCCGCAAGGCCACUCGCUUUGGGGUUUACAGAUACAACAACAGCUCCAAUGACCUCUUUCUGUUUAAGGAAUCACAUAUAAAGAAAGCCAUGGUACAGAUUGUCAGAGGGCUGAAGUACAUGCUUCACGUGGAAAUCAAACGCACCGUGUGUGAGAAGAGGGAUCACUCCCGCCUGGACAGCUGUCACUUUCAAAAGAAAAAAAUCCUGCAACGGAUGUUGAGAUGCUAUUUUGAGGUCUGGAUAACACCUUGGAGACACAAAGUACAUAUCCCUGUUGUCCACUGUCACCAUGACCUUUCCCCAUGAGAGCCUGACUUACAGAAGAUCUCCCACCAUGAGUUUUUCCUUGCCUGGACUGCUGAGGUCAAUAUGAAGUGAGGAACAGCUCACAGAAUUGCCACAGAGCUUUUCUCUCAAAGCACAUGGUUGUUUUUUCCUUGAGAAGGACACUCAAAAGACAAAGCCUGCAUUGACUGAAUGUCUUGCUAUCCAGCUGUGUAUCUAUUUUUCCAAAACUAAACUGCAUAUGAACAUGUGUUGUCCUUCAUUCACCAUCCAUCCUCCAGCUGAAUUUCCAAGCACUUCCAGAAAGCUCUGUUGCACUUGUUUUGUGAUGAACCUUCACAAAGCCAUGAUGGAAACAAGUCUAAACCACAACAUGUGUGAAUACAACACUGAGAAAAGCUUUACAACAGUGGGAUGGUUUGCCUGGGCAUACAUAUACACACAAGUUUUAAGAUUUUCCAGUGCCAGGGACACAUCUGCCAGGAAGGCAAGAGGGAGAGCUGUUCUUUUUUUUAAGACAGAGGUAUGGAUAAGGAUGUCUUGAAACACAGACAGCCCAGAAAUUACAGUCUAACAAGUCUUAGUCAAAAGCAAAGCUAUACUGUGAAAGGGCAUCACCACAAAUGCCAAGGCAAAUGCCAAGGCAAAUAAAUCUAAUCAUAUUCCAAAUAAUAAUUCUGAGGUUAAACAGCAUAAUUCCAUUCAAGUUAAUAUACAAUAUUUGACCUCUGCCAGACCACAGCUUAUAUUCAAAUUCAGUACAAUGAUGGUCUUCUCUAGGUGGACAUCUACUAUUCCUUCAAGUCUUCACUCUUCAUCCAUGGGCUAACUAUUACUUACAGUGGACUAAGGCUCCUAUUAGGAAGGAACUACUUGUGUAGCUGCUUCUUUAAAACAGCCAUAAAGUCUGAGCCCAUGAUCAGUCAUACACAGACCAGCACUUCUAAACGGGUAAGGUCCUGAUCUAAGCCACAAAGAACACUUUUUUCCACAAACACCUCUUUUUUUCUGAGAGUUGUUGCCUUUUUGCAGCAAUAUUGUAACUCCUAUUAGCAGCAACACCUUCACUUUCAGCCCUCAUAACAACAAUUCAAUCAAAAAAGGCCAGUGAAGGGCUCUAAGCCAAGGUCUGGGGAUUUUAAGAUGGAUGGUAUUAAUAGUACAGCUGAGCAUUUGCUCCAAGUCAUCCCAAAGCUGGGCAAGUCUCAAGUUUUGCUUCACAAACACCACUUGUGAUGAACAGGUGGUCCAGCAGCAGCUCAAAUUCAGCAUCCAAUGCUGGAGAGGCAGCUGUGUUGCAUCUUAUCUUUGGGAACAGCAUUGUCUUGUCUGGGGAAAGACAAACAACAAACAACAAAAAAACAAAAGAAAAAACCAACAGUGACUGCUCAAAAAAAAAAGCUCCAGAAGGGCCACAAGAGGAUGCAACAUGAUGCUACAUUCAGCUAUCAUACAAGCCACCACCAACAGUCUGGUGCCAAAGACAAGGAGAAAGAAAGUCAUCUAUGGUGGCUUGGGUUGUCCACAAAGCAGGAAAGCCAAGCCACAGCUAAGUUUGUAGGAGAACAAGAGAAGCCAGAAGAGCUGUUCUUUGCAUCUCAGAGGGGUAGGAACGGUCUCAAUCCCUCUUCUCCUUCAGCUGCAUGCUUCACAUGAUGCCAAGGGCUUCCAACCAGGCUGUCAGCUCUAGACAGUCUGGGCCAGAACAGGCUAGGCAGAUCCAUGCUCCUUCCUUCAGCCAGCAGGACAGCCUGGUGUUCAGGAACAGAUGUCAUUUACCUCUCACAUGCCACCAUGGGGGCAAGCAGGCAGCACACUGUCACUUCAGGUGCCUGCAGAGAUGCAUGCAGGCAGUGAGCAUAUCACACAACAGUGUCCCCUGUGCGACUCUCCAAGCCCCUGACACACAGUGCUUCAUCUCAGUCACCUCACCAAGCCAAUUCUCCAUUUGUCAGAGCAACAAAAGUUACAGCCAGGUAAACCUGGCACCAUGCAGGCUGACAAACCCAACAGGCUUUUGCUGUUCUCCCAAGGAAGAUGCAGUACGACUGUUCAGACCUCUCCAUCCAAACAGACAAGCACCUGCUGAGAAAGACAGAUCAGCCUUAUGGCCUUAUGUUCAAAGCUGCAUCCAAGUGUUCACUGUUACAUAUAAUUCCAGUCUGCUUUACAAUAAGAAAGGCUACGGUAACAGAGCGUUCAUCAGCACCAAAGAAAGGAGCAGAGCCAAAGUCAACUGAGCUCUUUUUAUCACUCCAGAACACUUCACUCAGGAAGGAUUUGGGUAAUUAAGGAGGAGGAUACUGCUAGUACUGACCUAAAGAACUGCAGCUAAAUACCAUUUAAUCACAAUGACAUGCAGCAGUCAAAAAGCCAAUGUCUCUGCCUUCUGCAUCUUGGCUCCAAUUUCCAUCACGGUUAACAGUUCACCAAUUCGCUCCAAGGAGUUCAUAUCCUUGCAGACCUUGCUGAGUCUCUGACAUCUAUUUCAGGUUACAAUGUCAAUUCAACAAUAUUUUUAGUAAAGAUUUAGGGCAUGAGGUGAGAAGGAAAACUCGUUUCUAACAGCCCUGUAUGUUGAAGAAAAAAAAGGAACAAUCCCAGAAGUGACAUUAACAGCUUAUGGGACGACCACAACCUGAGUUUUACCAGAGCUCCAAAGUGGCCAGUGAUCCUCAGAGAUCUGCAUUUGCUCAAAAACUCUUCUCUGCAAAUAUUUCCUCUCAUACACCCACUUUUUAAAUUGCAUAGGAGACAAAUUGCCUGCCACCAAAAUAUAAAGCAUUACUGACUGACAGACUUUCCACUUUGCAUUCUCUUGACAUCAGCUGCUCUACAUGAAGGACCCGGAAAUUCUGCCUGUACCAGAUGCACCCAGUUUCACAAACUGACUGACUUUCAGAGCCCACUGACAACUGUCACAGCUACAAGGAACCAACACAAUGUUUAGCUGGCAGCAGACAGAUAAGGAGACAUGACAGCUGCUGACUGUGACGAAAAAGCCUUGCACACAUAGCAGUAAGUUGUUGUUGUAGUCAGCUAUAUUCUUCAGUCCCUACCGCAAACAAAUUAGCAAAAAUCAGCUGCCUCUGUGCUCAUUCUUUUGCAGCACUGUUUUUAAGCAGGCUAGAUGAGCAGGCCAAGUGUCAGCAUCAUCAGACCCCUGUUGUGAUCACUGAGCAGACAGCCCCAGAAGCUUAAGAAGUCAUUAUCUCACCUGCAAAGUUUUUACUGGCACAAAGCAGACACAAAUUUAAAGGAAUCAGAUUUAUGCCUAGGCUUUGCAAUCACUUUCAUCAGCUGUUCACACUGAGAAACCAACCUUGGCAUAAAGGUGUGAGGGGCACAUAAGUUGUAUUUCAGCAGCUCCAGUACAGAAGUUUGCUCCAGACAAGAAACAGGGCAGUUUACUAUGGUGUAACAUUUCAAAUACUUUCAGCAAAAUCCUCUCAAUACUUGUGCCCCACACAAACAUCUAUUCUACCAACAAGACAAAGCAAAACAUAUUCUUUAAAUGCACAGCUGUGGUGUACUCCAGCUCAGUUCCUGUCCUUGGAUAGUUUCACUGCAGGGCUUUACAUUAAAUCAAAAUUUUCAGGACACAGGGCAACAUACUCUCAUAUGCCAGUCUGUCCCAAAAGAAACUUGGGGAAGACACAGGAAGCAAGCUCAGGCUUCUCUGGGAGUUAUGUAGAGAGAACAUCUUCCCUUCUUAAGGAACCACAGCCCCUUUUCUUCUUCCACCAAAAGCUUUGACAAGACCUUUGGAUACCUCUGUAAAUGCUCUUGCAUCCAUUAAGACUUCUCACACUAGAGAAGAGCCAGUCUCAGACCUGCAGAGGUGUCCUGUUCCUGCACUCAUGUAAUCAAAAGAGAAGUCUGGCUGGCUUUUUCCAAGCCUGAUUUGUUCUAGGUUUCUCCUUGCUCAAGACAGGUGUAUCACCAUCCAUCUAAAAUCAACUCACCAUUGACUCAGCCUCUGUGGAAGUGGAAUGAGCCUGUAAAAACAGUCCUCACAGGAGUAUCAAGAGGACAUUCAUUACGCCACUUUGUUUAUUCCACAGGCAUUUUAGUGCUGCUGCUUUACUCUUGUGUUUGAGAGCCAAUCAAAGAUUAGAGAUUUUUUUAAAAUUGUUUCUAGAAAAUACUGUUCUUAAGCAUCUCUUAUGCUGAAUAAUGAUCCCUGUGUGUCAGUCAACCUGUUUCAUCUGGGUUUUACUAAAGAUCCCCCCACUUCUGCAUACCAUGGAUGAUCAGGAUCCAGCACAACACUGGGAAUGGGAGCCAGCUAAAAUGAAGUGUUAAGGUUCUUAUGAGACAUGGAACACCAGUGGUGUGGUUAAGCAGCCUGUCACCAUGCAAGGUUUGCUGCUUAGCAUUGUGCCACCUACCACUGUUGGGACUUUACAGACUUCAGAAAUAUUUAAUCUCUCAGACAGAAUAAAGCCCGUCUGUCCAGCCUGUAUAAACAGAGGGUGAUUAGGGGUACAAGUAUAGUCAGUUUGCAGAACCUUUAAAAAAAACAAAACUAACCGAGUACUGCACUCUGUCCAAAGGUUACUUGGUGAAACACUUUGGCAAAUAAAUCACUAGUGAUAACUGUGUCCCAAGAGGCAAAGGCUUGCCCCAAGGGUGCCAAAGCAUCAACAUAAAAGAAUCACCACAGUAGAUUUGCUUUUUCAACCCCAACUUGAGAUCCCAUCAAGUUUAACUUUAAUAUCCCAUCAGAAGAGGACAAACAGCUGCAAGGGCUGGCAGAGUAGCAUUAACCAGCUGGUACUGAAGCAGCCUGCCCUGGACUGGGCUUUCCCAAAAACAGCAACCCCUGGCCUGUACAGAAACAAGUCAGCCUGAUCCAGCAGCCAUCAGCUACUUGCCACAGGACUGCUGCAGCCUGGCAGUAACACAGAACAACGUGACAGAGGUACUGACAGGGAAGAGUCACUUUCAUUUGCAUAGCCCUCCAUUAACAGAAGAACAGAAGGCCAGUGAAAUCAGGUGACAUUUUUAGCAUCACCUUCCCCUUUUCUGGUGCUUUUCACUAUAUAUUUAUAGCAAAUCUUUUUCCUUUCCAAAGGUGACGAAAUGCAGCAAUUGUGUAAGUUUAGGUUCGACUAUCACCCAGUGGCGGAAAAGGAGAGAGCAGCAGAAACUUUGAUUCUUGAAGUAUGAAUGCACGAAAUCACACAGCUGCUGAAACAGCCUCUCUAGUUCUUCAGGAUGCAAAACCUCUUUAAAAUCAUAGGAUGCUUUGAGUUGGAAGGGACCUCAAAGAUCAUCAGGGACACUUCUCACUAAACUGGGUUGCUCAGAGCCCCAUCUAGCCCUGGUCUUGAAUAUUUCCAAGGGUAGGGCAUCCACAACUUCUAAGUAACAUGUUCCAGUCUCUCUGCUCUGUGAUCCUGCCAGGCACAGAAGUGGUCUUCCUUUCUUCCUCUUUUUUUUUUUUUUUUUUUUUUUUUUCUGUUUCCCCCUGCCCCUUUUCUAGUUGGUGGGAGCUUAACUGGACUACUACAACUUCUCAAAUACAACAGAUAGUGACUUAGCCCCUUCAUCCAUCAGUUCCCUCGGGAUCUGUAGGUACAUUUUAACAAGUCCUGUGGACCUUCAUGUUCCCAAGAUGAUCUAAAAUGUGAUCUCCUACGCUCCUACGGUGGGUGAUUCUUCAGUCUCCCAGGCCCUGCCUUUCCCUUCUGCAGCUUGAGCAGGGUGGCUGGAGCACUUCCUGGUGGAGAUGGGCAAAAAGUCAUUGAGCAGCUCAGCCUUUGCUGUGUCUCAGGUAAUCAGGUCUCCUCUUUCCUUCCAGAGGGGAUCUUCAUUUUUCCUAGUGCUCCUUUUAUCACUCACAUACCUGCAGAAGCUUUUCUUGUUGUUCUCGAUGUCCCUGGCCACAUUUAAUUCUCUUAGGGCUUAAUCUCCUCUAACCUGAUCCCUGUCUUCUCAGACAAACUCUAUAUUCCUGCCAGGCUACAGCUCCUGCUACCCUCCAUAGGACUCCUUUUAGUGUUUGAGCUUGUCCAGAAGCUCCUUGUUCAUCUACACAAGGCCUCCUAGCAUUUUUGCCCAACUUCCUCUCCAUUGGGAUGCAUCACUCCUGAACCUGGAAGAGGUAACCCUUGCAUAUCAACCAGCUUUCUUGGGCCCUUCUUCCCUCCAGGGUUUUGUCCCAUGGUAUUUGACCAAGCAGAUCCCUGAAGGUGCCAAAGUCUGGCCUCUUGAAGUCCAGGGCAGCAAGUUUGCUCUACACCCUCCUUCCUGCCCUAAGGAACUUGAACUCCACCACCCCACGAUCCCUGCAGCCAAGGCUGCCCUUGAGCUGCACAUUCGCCCUCACUGUUGACGAGCACAAGGUCCACCAUAGCCCCCCUCCUUACUGGCUCCUCUGUGUAACUGAGUUAGUGUCUGGAGUUCCUUUGUGCUGCCAGCCAUUCCAGCCACAAAAUGUACCAGCACAGGCUUUCCUUUGCAAUAGCUGGCAGCAAAGCAUUCUCCGUAUUUACCAAGCAGAGUAUCUGUUAACAGAGGAAGUCCCUGGAGAUGCAUCCAUGAGCUACUAUUGCAUUCCAAAAACUUCCACCAAAGCCUUCCUCAUCCACUAACAGUAGAUUUUACAGGGAUCAUUUGAGUUCACAUCCAUCUUCAGACACCAAUCUUCCCCAAAAAUCUUCACCAGUUCUUCAUAAAAAGCAUGUUCAAGAGGAUUCCUGCAGGAUUCCUCUCCUCCCUGGAAUGGCCACAUAGAUAAAGAACAGGAGACUUUUAGGACCUAGUAAAACAUGGAGGAAAUACUAUAAACAACCCUUUUCAAACCCACUGGAACUAGUCCUUAAUAACAUAAAAAAAUGCAACUUUCAUUCAUCAUCUAACCUCAAUGCUAUAAAGAAACAGGACUCCACAGGUAAUGAUCCAAUUUGAUUCUGCAUGUUGAUUAACAGUUAAUUGCAAUGUCUGAUGUUACUUACACAGGCUGGGACUGAAGAAACCCAAUGGCAUAACUAGAUUCCUAGGCAUGUCCUGGAUGUUGCUGCCUCUACCACAGCACCAUGGUACAACAUUAGAAUGUGCACUGUAAUCACUCCUGGACAGGAGGCACUAAAACAGAAAUAAACACAUGCAAGCCACCCUGUUCCACCCAAAUCACACACAAUUAAAUUCCAUCCAUCACAAAUCAUUCCAGUGUAAGAGGAUAUAGAGUUGCAUUAAAGGCGACAUGAUGGUGUCUGUUCAAGAUGAUUCCAAACAAGGCUGGGCACAGGAAAAUCAAUGGAUUUCCUUGGAGGAA
Molecule: messenger RNA, 18146 nt
Organism: Catharus ustulatus (Swainson's thrush)
Lineage: Eukaryota; Metazoa; Chordata; Aves; Passeriformes; Turdidae
Gene: CST7
Product: cystatin F
Exons: 4
Coding region: 10427-10885 (152 amino acids)
Biological process (GO): immune response; positive regulation of myelination; negative regulation of microglial cell activation
Cellular component (GO): endoplasmic reticulum; lysosome; late endosome
Molecular function (GO): cysteine-type endopeptidase inhibitor activity
Source: RefSeq, a predicted model, not a curated record